Molecule: messenger RNA, 14680 nt
Organism: Xyrichtys novacula (pearly razorfish)
Lineage: Eukaryota; Metazoa; Chordata; Actinopteri; Labriformes; Labridae
Source: the annotation of a GenBank genome assembly
AGAGAUGUAAACAAAUGUUUGUUGUAGGGCUCGCUGGUAGUCGGUUGUCGCCUACCUUUGUGGCUACUUCUCAUUAAAUUUGUAAAUAUAGUUUUUAUAACCCAAGAUGACAGCGAGCACAGAGGCCACUGAGGCCUGGUACUUAGCCCUGCUGGGUUUUGCUGAACAUUUUCGCACGUCGAGCCCACCAAAGACCCGCCUGUGCGUUCACUGCCCGCAGGCGGUGUUUCAGUUCCAGCCGCCUCCCAGGGUCGAGGCCCGGACUCAGCUGCAGCUGGGCUCGGUCCUCCACAGACACACCAAGAACAGCGAACUGGCCCAGACCCACCUGGAAAAAGGGGUAAUAAUAAGAACCACAAACAAAACUACCAGUAUGUGAUACCUUUUUCUUUUUUACACAAGCUCACUGUAUGAAAUACUGCCCAGAGUGAUACUGAUACCAACAAUCUUUGUUAUUUUUGUCCACAGUGGUUCAUAUCACAGCAAGUAUCCUUUUGUAUGCCAUAUUUUUUACCUUUUGAAUCUCACAUUUAUCACACUUAAGAGAGAGUACCCUGUUUUAUUCCACACAAAAAAUGUCUAAUUAUAAAGUAAUAACUUCUUAAUGGUUCACAUCAGAUCCCUCAGUUUGAAGAUGUGAAGUUUGAAGCAGCAAGCAUCCUCUCAGAGUUUUACUGUCACCAGGUACGUGUUUGCUGUCAGAGUGAGAUAAUGUAAUCAAUAAAGAAGAUUUUGAAUUAUACUUUCAACAGGUUUGAGUAUAUCUAAGGCUUUAAUUUAUGAAAAAAGAGGCUUGGUUGUCUCUGUCUCAGUGGCUCUUGUGUUGCUUUUUAUUUUCAAGAACUUGGUGGACUCAGCGAAGCCAGUGCUCAGGAAAGCCAUCCAGAUUUCUCAGCAAACUCCCUACUGGCACUGCAGACUGCUUUUUCAACUUGCAGUAUGAGCAUGUCAUCUGUUCUACACUACUUUGUAUCAGGGAAUUUGGCAAAAGCAUGUAAAAAUGUAUUUUUAUACUGACUUUCUCUAAUCAGAAAUACUUGAAAUUACUUUUUUGCCUAUACUCAAUAGAUGGCUGGAUUCUCUUCUGCCAUUGUGAAGCAGUGAGGUUUGGAUUGUGUUAGGAACUCUGUAUAUAAAGGUUACUAUGACUUAUAUAUUCUUUGUCACAGCAACUUCAUGCUCUGGAGAAGGACUUGGUAUCUGCCUGUGAUCUCCUUGGAGUCGGGGCAGAGUAUGCUAGAGUUAUGGGCUCAGAAUACACAAGGUAAACAGACGAGAUUCAUACUGCACACAAUGAUCCAUGAUUGUAUGCUUCAUAUUUUAUGUCCUUUUCUUUUCUUUGCAGAGCGCUGUUUUUACUUAGUAAAGGAAUGGUAAGUUAACUGUCUCCUCUUUCCUCGCCUCUCAUACACUAGCCAUUAUUUUGACACCACACAAUUCUAAAAACUACAUUUGUGAUUUUGCAGCUGCUUCUGAUGGAGCAAAAGCUAAGCGAGGUUCACCCUCUGCUGACGCUAUGUGGGACUAUCAUGGAAAACUGGCAGGGAAACCCAAUCCAGAAGGAGUCACUCAGGGUUUUUUUCCUAGUGCUGCAGGUCACACACUACCUGGAUGCUGGGCAGGUACAGGUGUAUGUGUGUGCCCCACUACUGGAGAAAAUAACUUGAAUCCUAUACCAAGAGCUGCAUUUAAAAGUACAAAUAUUUUCAUUUUUCUUUUACAUUUUAACACAAAAAUGUUAUGAUGGAAAUGUACUAAGACUGCAUCCAGUUUUUUUUUUUAGCCCAUAGCCAUGACAAGUAACAAAAGAGCCCUCACUGAUUUGUGCCUGUUGACAGUGUUAGGAGAGGAACUGUAAAUUUUCUUGUUUCAAAUCACACAAGUGGCUGUAUUGUGGUUUCAAGUUUCUAACUUUUAAAGUUAAACAUAAUCAACAUGUCUUUGUCUUUAUUGGGGUUUCAGGUGUAAAACCCUGUCUGAAGCAGCUCCAAGAAUGUAUGCAGACCAUUUCCACCCUCCAAGAUGAUGAAAUUCUUCCCAAUAAUCCAGCUGCUCUCUUCCACUGGCUGCCUAAAGAGCACAUGUGUGUGCUUGUGUACUUGGUGAGCAUUUUCAUAGAUGGAUGAACAGGUAUUUUCAUACAACCCUAAUUACAAAAUAAUUGAAAAUUAGGCAAAAAAAAAAAAACAUACCAAAGUGAAAAAUAGAAGCUUAUUGAGAAUUUCAUGACAGCAACACAUUUCAUAAAGACUACAUUGAUCAACAAAACACUGAAAAAGUUUGGCAACUCAAAAGGAAAGAGUAGAAAGAACCUCUCCCUACUGAAUAAGUGAAUUUGCUCCUUGUAAAUAACAUGAGUGGUUAUGUGGCCAUCUCACAGAGGCAGAGUCUCUCAAAAAUAAAAAUGGGAAAGAUUAAACAUCCUGUGAGUGAACUAUAUAUAAAAGUGAUCUAAAAAUGCUUCUGACCGAGGUGAAGUGGAAAAACUAUCCUGUCUGACAAAUCAGAUUUUGACACUCCUUUUGGAAAUCAUGGAUACGGCGUCCUCAGGGCAGGAGAAGAAAGGCUUAUUGUUACCAGGCUUGUUAUAGGAACACAGUUCAUAAAGGAGAAUCUGUGAUGGUGUGGGGGUGCAUUUCUUUUUGCAUUUUUACAUGUGCUAUAUUUGCACUAUCUUCAGUCAAAUAAAAUAAAAAGUUUAACAAUUUGCAAAACUUCAAAAUCUUUAUUUUUUUUUUCUGGGAUGAACUUUUAUGUAGCAUCCCAUUAUUGAAAUAAAAGUUUUACAUAAACUCCGAAAAAGCAAAUUCUGUCGGAUGAGUCACAGAUUUCCUUUCUUUUUGUCUGUGUGUGUUCAAGGUAACAGUGAUGCACUCCAUGCAGGCGGGCUAUUUGAAGAAGGCACAGAAAUACACAGACAAAGCUCUCAUGCAACUAGAAAAGCUGAAGAGUAAGUUAGUUUGAUUGUGUCGCGUCUUGCUCCCUCCUGUUCUCCUUUCUCUCAUCUAAGAAAACAGGGCACCGGUCUGUGGUGACCCGACAGUUCUCCUGUUCCUGUCCCCCCCCUGUAUGUGCCUGUCUACUCUAUGUUUCUUGGGCGGGAUGAACUGUAAAUGGGAAUUUCUCCUUGUUGGACAAAUUAUCUUGAUUAAUUUGACUGUGUGUGACUAUCACUGACUGAGUAUCUGUCUGUGUUCAAAGUGUUGGACAACAGUCCCAUCCUGUCCACAUUUCAAGUCAUCCUGCUGGAGCAUAUCAUCAUGUGCCGCCUGGUCACUGGACACAAGGCCACAGCUUUGCAAGAGGUCUGUCCAUCCACUGUAGACUUUUACUCUGUUGCCUUUUUUUACCAAACCAAUGAGUCUCUUACACAAUUUUACUUUAGGGGUUGUUUCAGCCUUUUGAGUGUAACCUGACAUCGCGAUAAAUCUUUCUGUGUUCAGAUUUCUCAGUUUUGUCAGCUUUGCCAGCAGUCUCCCCGGCUGUUUACAAAUCAUGCUGCGCAGCUUCACACGCUACUGGUGAGUCUCCAGACAGAGAGAACAAUUCACUAAAGCAGCCAAGUCUUUGUCACAUCAUUGCCAUCUGAACUCUACCUACAUGUGUUCUUCUUUGUUCACAGUUUGUCUCAGUGACUCGUGAGUUCAGUAGCUUCAGAAGGGCUCACUGUUUAUAAGAUACACCUGUCCCGUAUAAUAAAAAACACUCACACCUGUUUCUUCUUUUCCUGCGUCAGGGCCUCUACUGCAUUUCAGUGAACUGCAUGGACAUUGCUGAGGCUCAGUUCACAGCUGCUCUUCAGGUGAGCUCAUUUCCACAGAGAUGGAUUACAAUGUCAGUCUGAAACUCCAACCAGCAUUUGGAUAUGUUUAAAUUUUUUUAUGUGAGUGGUUGCUGAAGACUUUUUGAAGACAUGCAACAGCAGUCAAAAUUCUUGGCUGUGUGAAAUAUCUGGAUGACCACAUUUUGUUUUGUUUUUUUGUUUUUUCUGUCUAAUAGUUGACAACACACCAAGAGCUGUGGACAUUCAUAGUGACCAACCUGGCCAGUGUGUACAUCCGGGAAGGCAACAGACAUCAAGAGGUUUGGCAGCUGUUUGUCACUUGAGCAUUCAUAAAUGUAAAGAAAUUCUGUUUUUUUUAAACUAUCUAUUCUAACUAUUUCGACAGCUGUACAGCCUCCUUGAGAGGAUCAAUCCUGAUCACAACUUUCCUGUCAGGUAACUUUAGUUACCACACAACUUUUUUGGAGUUCAUCUUAAGUUUUUUUGCAGAUGUAAAAAGUCUAACCUAAAACUGAAUCUUCUUCAGCUCUCAUUGUCUUCGAGCUGCAGCAUUUUACAUCAGAGGACUCCUCUCCUUCUUCCAGGGACGGUACAACGAGGCCAAGUAUGAUCAUCUCACCAAAAGUUUUAAUGAAUAAAGUCAAAAUAAAGUCGUCCUUGUCCUUAUGCUUCAUGCAUGAAAGCUCAACAUGUGAACUUACAUCAACAGGAGGUUUCUAAGGGAGACCCUGAAGAUGUCAAAUGUGGAGGAUCUGAACUGGCUGACUGCAUGCUCGCUGGUACUACUAGGCCAUAUCUUCUUUGAUCUUGGAAAUCACAGGGUGAGUCUACAUUUGACCAAACAUUAUUUAUACCUCACCACAGUGACUAGUGUCUGUCUUUGGGUUUCGUUAACUUGACCACCUUCUGGUUUCAUGUUCUGUGUCAGGAAAGUAACAACAUGGCCAGCAAGAUUCCUGACAUGUCUGUGCAGCUGUGGUCUUCAGCACUUCUCAAAGGUACAACUUUUACCAAGAUUUAACCAAGCAUUAAGCUCUGUGUGUGGUUGAGGUCAAUGACACUUACUUCACAGUAUAUGUUCAAAGACAAAUUAACAGUUUGACCAGAUGGGGGUGCAAUUGUAAAGCUUAUACUGCACCUUCUUAUAUUUUGAUUGGAGGCGUUGCAUUACACUGUAUGUCCUACCAUGAAUAAAGCUGCUUAGAUAUUUUUAAAGAAGUCAGCCCCUUGGACUUUUUUCUGUAUUAAUCAGCAUUAGAGUUGAUAUUGGCUCAAGAUAAAACUUUCAUCCAAAACUUUUGGAUCCUUCCUCUGGAUAUGAUCAAUUUUCACAUCUACACAUCAGCAUCAAUUGACAUCUAUUAUCACAUCAAUUUUCACAUCUACUAUUGCUUCAUUCUUUAUAAAUAAAGAAGAAGAGCUUUAUUGAUCCCUGAAGGGAAAUGCAAUAUGAAUAAAAUGAUGCUGUAGUCAGAAAAAACUCCUUCUCCUAGGCUGUUAGCUAGUCUGGUUGGUAGGUCAAGAACAGAUUUCAAUAUUCGUCAAAAAAAGAUAGACAGUUGAGCAUUUCAGUGUCAAGUAAUUGGUUCAUUGUGGCAAUGGUUUGUUGUUGCGCAGGCUAACAGGAUUUUUUGGUGAUAACUAUGAGUUUGCUAACAUGAGGGGGGAUCUGAAGUGUCAGAGUGGAGGGGAGAAAACCCUUUUUUUUCAAGAGCAUGAAAUAAAGCCAGAACUGGAUUGAGUUAUUAGUAAAUUGCCCUACUCAUACGUAUGCAUUUUUUUUCUCUCAAGUUAAGUAAUCAUAUAGAAAAGACAUGACUCAGCAUAAUUCCAUCCAGUGUUGUAUUGUAAGUAAGUAGUAAUAGUUAAAUACAGUACUUAAGUAUAAUUUUGAAGUAUCUGUACUUUACUGGAGUUUUGACUACAUUUCGAAAAAUAAAAGUAUACUUCUACUCCACUACAUUUCACAGAAGCUGUUUUUCCCCUUUUACCUAAUGUUGAUUUGCAUUGCUCUUGAUCAUCGUCAAUCAGUCACUCAUGCCCAGGCAUGUAGGUUGUACAGUUGCUUGCACCCACCUAAAUGUCCAGUGUCUGUUUGAUAGUUCUCGUCAUGCCCAACUUCUGUCCAAAGUACUUUCUUGACUGUAGGAGGAUGCACUAUUGCUUCUCCUGAUUGGUGGUUUGUGUGUCUGAGUGUGUGUGCCCCUCUCUGUGUGUGUCCAUUUAUUUUUCUAGGCUGUUGCUUGCACCCACCUGAAAUGUGUGCUUAUUUGGGCAUAAGUGACUUUUGCAAAAAAUAAAAAUAUUCAUUUGUACUUUGACUAUUUACUUUGACUUGGAGUACAUUUACUUGCGUACCUUUGAUACUUAAGUAGUGAGAAUGCGAUAUACUUUAAGACUUCGACUCAAGUGGAAUUCUCAUGGGAAACUUUUACUUUGACUUGAGUCAUUUUCUGGUAAGGUAACUAUACUUCAACUCAAGUAUAUUUGUUUAGUACGUCAUACUGAUAAACACUGAUAAACUGAAAAUAAACAAUCCUAGUUUGAAUCAAACCUCUCCUUUUUCUGUCUCUUAGUUUUGCACCAAUAUACCGGGACCUCUUGCAAAGGAAACAAAGACGCCUGUUUUCUCAUGAAGUGAAAGCGUCAGUGCAUCACAAAGUAACAAAACCAAAACUGAGUUAGAAUUGGAGAUAGCUCAGGGAGAAGUGCAAAGUGGCCGAGGAAGCAAUUAAUCACCCUGCAUUGACUUGAUUUGUCUGCGCAUAUUCAGAGGUGGUUCUGAUGUUAGGAUAACAGUGCAGAUCCAGUCAUCAGAACUCACAAUGUUCUUUUUUUUGCAGACCCGAAUAAGGCUUGUGGAAACACCAUGGAGGCUCAUAAGGCGGCUCAGAUGCACCAAAACUUUUCCCAGCAGCUCCUGCAGGACCACAUUGCAGCCUGCAGCUUCCCUGAACACAACCUCAUUAGUGUAAGCACAAUCAUUAAUCUGUCAAAAUGAGAACAGUGAGUCAAAUCCACGUGUAUGGAUUCAGAAGAGCUUCUGUUUGAUGUGUUUCAGUGGACAGACAGCCUGCCACUGGUGCAGUUUCAACCUCAAAAUGGACCUACUACCGGCCUGGCCAGUCUGCUUUGAAAAUAACUAUAGUGGACAAAAGGAGAAACAGAAAAGCUAUUACAGAGGAGACAACAAAAGAGGAGCAGCUGAUCUAGGGGUAAGAUGAAGAAAAGACUGGACAACUAGUCUUCAGUGAGUCAUCUUUUUGGUGCAGUGCUUCACCAGGGCGUACUGACUGGAUUUUUCCUAAAAAGCAUAACAAGUCAAGGGCACACUUUGUCUUCCACUGACACACUCUGGUGUUCAAGAAAUAGUUAGUUCUACCUACUCUGGAACAAAUAAGACGAGAAUAUAUCAUUUACUUUCCGGUCAAGAGUUACUGAAGAAGGUUGAUAUGACUUUCAUGUGUGCUCGGUAAAUAUAAAGCUACAGGAAGUUAGCCUAACCUGGCACAAAGACCGAAGGACGAGGCUUGAGAGGUGAAUUUUGCUUUAUUUUUAAGAAUAAAGUGCAAAAAAACAGCUCACUGAGUGUCCUUUUGAGCCAAGAAACCCUGCUUAGAGCUCAUAUGAACAUUCACAGAAGUACUGCAGAGUUAAACAUGUUUACAGCCUGGUACAUAAAAUCAUUUUAGUUUCUAUUCUUCUGUCCUCUAAAUAUAGCAACGGUAUGGAGGGUGUUUUUACUAUGAUUCAUUCAAAAGUUAUGCAUAAGCACAAUUAGAUGGGUGCAUGCAUUUAUUGCAGCUGUUUGCCAACCAGUCAGGCUUUGGCCCCAAACUCAACAUUUUAUUAGUCGCUAGACAAGCUUGGAGUUAAUUAUGGCAACCAAUGUUAUUGGGCUACAUCACAGCUCAGAAACUGGGUGGUGACUUCGCUGAGACAACGUGAAUGUUCUAUACGGCUCACUCUUGCCCCAAGUUUGCUUUGCUAAGCCUAGUUGUGGCUUGAUAUUUACACUACAAACCGUAAACUGGUACAUUGUGUUUGUUUUGUGCAUCACUAUCCUGUUUGUAGUGGGAAAUAAUAAAGUAGGGUGUGUUUUGAGGCAUGGCUAUCCAUUACCUGUUGGCCUACAACUUGCCGUUACAGCGACUUGUCAAUCAGGGGUGCUAAAAUAUCUCUGAUGUUUGGAAAAUGCCAAAAUGCUCGGGUUUGCCUCAAAUCUCUAGUUCAUUGAUCAGUGGGUGAUCAUACCUCCUACGUUUACUUCUUUUAUAAAGUGCAUGGCAAAAGCAUGGAAGAGAAAUCCACUGCAAAUAUAACUCUUGGCAAAAAGAAAACAUUUCCAAAGCUGGAAAUUAGAUAUCCGUGAGGCCUUGAGCAGUUUUUUGAUCAAUCAAAAGUACUGAAAGAUACAAAGAUCCAGUAUUUUUAUCCUUGGUAUUGAACAAAAAUAUGUGUAUCUCUCACAAAACAUGAAAAUUCGAAAUGCAACAUAUUUCAAAUCCACGCUCCAGAGCUUACAGCCCUUCUCUUCCUUGUACUUGUUUUUGCAUUGCGGCAUGUCUUCCUAUCAGACGGCUGCCUUUUGAUCAGUAAAAAAACGAGACACUCAAAGAGGGGCUGGUAAUCACAUCCCAUGUAUGCCCCAAGUAUCCAAGGGAAGCAAAACUUCUUUAGUGUGCGGAAACCUCCAAACAGAUCAUUUAACAGUCAUAUGUUUUAAUAUAACUGAUUUUACUGACACAUCAAGCUUGCACCAUGGUAUUGGGAUUUUAAUUUCAGAAGACAGAUCUGAGCUUUAUCAGUACUACUCAUAAUUCUAGAGACGUUCAUUUGACACAUGCCUUUGACUUAAAAGACAUCUAGAAAUGCAUGAUGAUAAUAAUAUAUGUUCUUUUAAAGCACUGGUUCUCAAGCUCUGAUACGCAAUAAUUAACAGGAUGCACUUGACUAUAAAGCACACUCAAUAACUUAUAGGAUUCCAUGUGGUGCUGUGUAUGUUUAAUGUGUACUCGAAGGUUGGUAUCUCAAUUUAUCACUGAAAAAAAAUAUGGUUUUAUUCAAUAAAAAACACAUUUAUGAAGGCAAGUGAUAUGAAACACACACUAUGGCUUGCAUGGCUGUUACUUCAGUAUAUUUCAGGUUUAAAAGUGUUUUCUAACAGAAAGUGUUUGGACAUUUAUUUGGACUCAUCUCAGUUGGCUGCUUCACUUUGAUAUCUUACUCUGUCACUUUAAUGUGGUGUGUGUUUGUAUCGGAUCUGCACAUUAAGUUUGAAGCAGUUAAAGAUUAGCUGUAAGGUUGACUGUUACUUUUUGCACAUAUGUUGCCUCAUGGUGAAUUCCACAAUUUUGAAGUUGUUUUAGAGAAAUGUUUUUUACUAACUUCAACUUUCCUUCAUUUGCUGCUCGACUCUUAUCCUUCAUAUGGUGGCAAUAUGACUCUGUGUUUGAACAAUUAUUUAUUUAUGUUUCUAAUCAAUGCACCAGACUCUUUGUUGUCCGCCAAUGUCACUGUCACCCAUCUGAUAUAUUAUCGGCAGAUAACUGGUAGGACAGUUUAGGUUACAUAAUAUUGGAUGGGUGAAAUUGAGUUUUAUCUGAAUAUUAAAGACAAUUUGCACAGAUUAUUUUCCUGAGAGUUUUUAUUCUUACAAAACAAACUUCUGAGUUUGAUAUUUUGCCAAACUUUUUACUCACUUGUCAUUUUGACUAUCUUUUACACAUUUAUGUUUUUUUUUUCUUUUUAAAUACAGUCAUAUGAUUAUUUUAUUGCAUAAUGCUGUGAACUGCAGCUCACUGAAACUUCAUAAAUAAGACAUACUAAAGUCGUUAAUGUUGAAGAUAGAUGAUUUGGUUAACUGUUAAAAAUGUACUAUUUUAUAAAUUUGCAAACAUUGUACAAACUCAAACAAGGCUUUCAAUAUUUAAGAUCUCAGGGUGAAGUUUGUAUUUAUUUAUGUGAAAGUUUCAUGUAUUAAUGAUGCAUUUCAGAUUUAACACAAACUGUAGUACCACGCUGGAAAGUUUAAUCUGUUUAUUAUUUCAGCAAUCAGAAAUUAAUGAGAAACACUUAAUACUUUAAAAGAUAUAUUUAAAACAUGGUUAACCCCUAAACUCCUCAACACAAACUCACAAAUGAUAAGCAAAGAGUACAAUCAAUGGUGUAAAUUAGUGAAGUUUGAAAGCAUAUUCCAAAUCAAACACAAGUUUUCUUUUUCUCAGUGUCAAAAUUUGCAGUUUCUGAUACAAAUACCUUGCAGGUUGAUUUGACCUCUUUAUAAACAGCCAGGUUGAAAACUUGAAUUAAAAAUACGAUUAUUAUUUGAAUGCAUUGUAGGGUCUAGAUAGACAACAAGUCCAGAGGGUUGACUACAUAGGCCACUGUUCUUUUAGUUGCAAGGAUAAAGAACCAAAAACAAAACAAGAACUAAUUUCUCUGGAAAAUGUCUGGACUCAGACCAUCAAGACAUGAAACAGUUAUAAAAGGCGUGAUAUAAAUGUCACUAAAAGGCUUUUUCUCCUCAAUUCUUGACUGCUGGCAUUAAAUUCUGUUUUUUUUCCCCUUGCCCUUUAAAAAUUGGAUGUUGAACUAACUGUGAUUUGAGUGCGAGGGACAGAGAAUAAAAGUUUAAGAGGAGCACAAGUGAGGGUAAAAGGACGGAUAACUUUUUGUUGUUCACCAGACAUGAGUAUUUUGAUUGGAAAACAAGACAUUUGGUGUUUGCACACAAGAUCACCAUCAGGUCAGAGUACAAUUUUACAGACUAUUCAGGGUGAUGUAUUUGCCUGUGUAUUGCACCACAUAGGAGUCAAUCUAAAAAUCUAUUUGCUACUCCACUGUGAAGGGUAGGCAGCUUAGGUGUAUGACAUUAACCAGGGACUGAAAUGACCCUGCAGAUCCAACAGAAGGCUGAGCAAUGUGCUGGGUCCUAAUGGCAGUGACUUUAGUGAGUGUUAAUAAUCUUACACUGCUCCAAAAAAUAAAGGGAACACAUAAUCAUCACAAUGUAACUCCAAGCCAGUCACACCUGUGGGAAUGUUUACCUGCCCAGUUAGGAAGCAAAAAUGAUUGGAUAGGAGAGGCAAUCGCCAAGGCAACCCCUGUUAAGGAGUGGUUCUGCAGGCGCUGGCCACACAUUUCCCUCUCCUUAUCCUUCCUGGCUGAUUCUUGGCUAGUUUUGCCUUUUUUGUAGGCCCUCACCUCUAGUGGUAUGAAACGAUAUCUGCAGCCCACAGAAGUUGCCAGGUAAUGCAGGGCCUCCAGGAUGGCAUAUUCAGAUAUACCAUGGCUAGAAGGUUUGCUGUGUCUCCCAGCACAGUGUGCUGAGCGUGGGAGAGAUAUCAGGAGACAGGCCAGUACAUCAGAAGAGGUGGAGGGGCAACAACCCAGCCGCAGGACUGCUAUCUGCUCCUUUGUGCAAGGAGGAACACUGCCAGAGGCCUAAAAAAUGACCUCCAACAUGCCACUGGUAUGCAUGUUUCUGACCAAACUGUCAAAAAAAUAUUAAUUUGGUGGUGGAUCAGUGAUGGUCUGGAGAGAAAUAUCCUUAGAGGGCUGCACAGAUCUCCAUGUACCCUGGCUGCUGUUAGAUACCAGGAUGAGAUCCUCAGACCCUUGGUCAGACCAUAUGCUGGUGCACCGGGCCCUAAGUUCCCUCUGCUUCAUGACAGUGCCUGGACUGUGUCAGCACUUCCGGGAUGAUGAAGGAAUUGGUGCGGCCCACCCGAUCCCCAAACGUGAACCUAAUCCAGCACCUCUGGGACACCAUACAUCAUUGCAUCCACCUCCACCAUGCACCACAGACUGCCCAGUAACUGACUGAUGUCCUUUUCUUGGUCUGGGAGGAGACCCGCGUGGAAACCACUUGUCGUCUGAUCAGUGACCAUGCCCAGAUGUUGUUGUGAUUUCAUACAGGCCCACGGAGGCCAUACACACUACUGAGCCACAUUAUGAGGGGUCUUAAGGACAUUCCUAGAAGUUCAAUCAGCUUGUGAUCCCAUUUUUCAACUUUGUUUUUGAGUCUGAUUCCAAAUCCAAUCCUCAGUGGGUUGGUGAUUUUGGCUUCCCUUUAUCAUUCUUAUGUUAUUUUGUUCUCAAAAUUUGGUAGCGUGUGUGCAUGUGUGUGUGUGUGUGUGUGUGUGUGUGUGUGUGUGUCGGCUCACAAUAAUAAAACAAAAUAUUAUUCGUAAAAAAAAAAAAUCUUAAAAAAAUACAAAAAAUUGUAAUAAUUUGGCAUAUGUCUGCGGUUUGGUUUAAAUUUAAGUACAAGCAGACUAAACACGAUGGUUUUCGUCCUUGAGAGGAUCGAUGAAAGUGCAGGACACUGCUCCAACAAAUUGUGACGUCUCCCCUCUCUCUCUCUCUCUCUCUCAUAAUUGUCAUCAUUUCCAGUGUCUCCAAAAACUGUUUUCAUUUGAGGUGGUGGGUUUGCAUGAGAGGGAAACUUUUGUGAUGGUCGCAGUAUCUUGGACACAGCUGACAGUAUUGCCUGUGAACUAGUGAGCCUGUCUAAUUGUGACUUCCUGUAUUGUUAGCUGUCUUAAUGAGGAUUAAGUUGAAGCUGUCAUGUUGCAAGGGGCGGCCAUUAAGCCACCUCCACAGGAGAGAGAGAGAAGGAGAGAGGGAGGGGCUUCAUGUGGUCUUUGUAGAUCCCCCUAUAGUACUUUUUUCUGAUUUGCCCUUUUGUUUGGAAUUUUGCAAUGUCUUGAGCAGAUUCCUGAGGAAAACGGUACCAUCAUUUUUUUUGUUUGUUCAAUUUUACUGACCGUGUGACUUUCUUUGUUUCCAUGUGACAGAUCAGGGUAAUUUUGGACGUGUUGAAACCUUAUCAUUGACCUUGAUAUGAUCAUUCUAAUCUUUACAGGUUUUAUCUGCAGGUUAACUCAAAGUUUAUUAGCAGGGUACAAGACUGUGGUAUGAGAAGUGUUUUAUUUAAUGUAUACUAUCAGUUUGUGUCCAUCAGUAGUCUAUUGGUUUUUUUAACUGACCUGGCUUACAUGAAGGAAAACAGUCAAUGCGAGGAGCAAAACAGACUUACCUUGAAGGGCAUGUUAACAUAAAGCAGUUAAUAAAGACUGGGUAACAUCUACCUGUCCUUGAAUCCAUUUUUAACAGGGAUAUUCAUGCUCAACUAUAAAAUGCAUUUUUUUUUCUUAAAUGAUUGUGGCUGUAGGCUGGGUGAUCAUAAAAGAUGGUCCCUUGAUGCAGAUUUGAUCACAUCUACACGAGACAAUAAGUGUCCUCAAGAGUAGUCAUGAUAAGAGGGGCAGAAACAAACAGACCUGACGUCUAUGGAGUAUUUUUCUGCAAGUGUGAUACACACUGAUGAUGCACUCAAAACACACUAAAACCCCCAGCUGUUGGAAAACAACAGCCCCACUACACCCCCUUCAGUCUGUAAAGGCAACGUCUUCUCCGUCACUGUAUUUCAAAUGUGUGUGUACAUGUGUGUUAGUGCAUUUCUCUGGGUGUUGGUGGACGACAGAGGAUUAGUUCAGUUCGCAGGGACGCUUUGAAGGUCUUGUCAUGAAAGAGACAGCCAGCUGGAUCCUUUAUGGAAGCAAUUCUGCAACUUCUGAUGUUAACCCUGCUGCUCUGGACUUGCAUGUAAAGAUCUGACUGCUAAUACAAACUCAAUGCAGUGCAGUCCUCUUAAUCCAUUCAAGACAAAAAUUCUGUAUGUUAUCUAGGUUCAUUCAGAGUUAAGAGGUUCAUGUUGCAGUCUUGCUCUGAGGAUGGAUGCUGGAAUGUGACUUUUGUGGGUUCAAAUGGGGAAGAGAGUGUUGAGAGUGGAUUAUGAGACUUUUCCGAUAAGCUCUGGUGGCUGAAGAGAAGAUUUUUAAGAGCCACAGUGCUAAGUUUUGACUGUGGAUGAUAAAACAGGCCUCUGCUCAGUCCUGUGAGGUUCACAGGGCUUGAGGAUGCUUGUGCAAAAUCUAAGGGAUAAUUAUGCUCACAUUGUUGCAAAAUAUAUUGCAGAACCAUAUAUUGUCCUUUCCAGCCCUUUAUGCUUGGUCUUAUUGACUGGUAUGGAGACUCUGGCAAAAACCUGUAAACCCACUUCCCACCACCGUCUAAUACAGUGGCCUCAAAGUUUCCAUCCUCACAAAAGAACCACAGAGCUUUACAUGGUAUAUGUUCUACUUGAGGCAGUUAUGCUAGAAAUCCAAUUUUAUAUAAGCUUUCUCCUAAAUUGCUCUUGAUACACAUAAUGAGACAUGUUAAUUCAGACAUGUAAAGAGAAAAGAUAAAUAUUUGAAUAAGGACUGAUGUGCUGGUCGUACAAGUUCCUCAACAUAUUUACUGUUGGUUAUAUAGUUAAAAAAUGUUAAUAUGCAAUAAUAAUUAAAAACAAUUAUUGUACCAGUUGAAUAGCUUAUAAUAGAUAAAAAUACAUAUGAAUGUGAAGAAGUGACUGUUAUUUAGGGAGAGAGAAGGUGAGGGAGGGCUGGGGUGAAGAGUGGGGGGUAUUAGGGAUAUGGCUCAACUUACCCCGCUCCUAUGGUCAACUUACCCCAUACACAGGGUAAGUUGACCAUAGGAGACCACUUUUUUUGGCAUGCUAUAUUAUCAAGACAGUUAUGUUUACACUCAUUCUGUUGGUUUGCAGGGAUGCACAACAUCAUGACAUAUAUGCAGGUACACUAGUUAGAGACAAAACUAUGAUUGCCUUGAUGUAGUGUUCCGAAAUAUAAAAAUGGCUCAUCUUACCCCACUCUCCCCUAUGUCCAGCUUGAAGGUGAAGAAUUCUUGCUGUCUCACAUAGAAAUCCUCAUUCCCCCAUAAAGUUCAUGCAAAAUGUUAAAACUACUAUUUGCUUGCUGUUUACAUUGCAUUGAUGACUGUAUAAACUGCUUGUAGUAUUUCUCACGAUUAAAUUUUUUUUGUGGC